ACAGAGCGAGCUAAACAACACUAGAUAACGUUCAUCUUUGACAUUCUCUCUGUUAUAUUCACCUUAUUAAACCCGAGAGCAUCAACAAGUUACCAAUAACUACCAUCAAAGUUACCAGUAUUGUGUAAAACUCUUUGAUUUCAAACCUAAUUAUCAAUUAUACGGUUAGAAAUCGGAUCCAAGGCUAUAUUUCAUCACGAUGGACGCAACAAUGGAAAACAAGAUGGGGCUCCCGCCACCGUAUGAGCCGACUGCCCCGAGCCCGGCGCCACCGCCGUCUUAUUUUGGCGACAACCCGCCCCCGCCGGCAGGGCUGGCAGUGCCAGCGGUCCCGCCGCGCACCACCGUCAUCACGUCGCCCGCGGCGCCCGCGGCACCCGCUGGCCAGCCCAUUAAGCUAGGCCCCGGCCGCACCGGUGCUUCCUGCCCGUCUUGCCAUAAGUCCAUUGUGACUCGUGUACAAUAUGUACCCAAUACUCGUACUCAUAUAGUAUCUGCGGCGCUUUGUGUUCUAGCCGGAUGUUGCUGCGGUUGUUUCGUGCCGUACUGCAUGCGCUCCUGUAAGUCUGCCAACCACUACUGCCCCGCGUGCAAAGCCUUCAUCGGAACAUACCAGCAUUCCUGAGCUGCUGCUACUUACACCCAACAAAUACCAUAAUACCGGAAUCUUUUAAGGCCCCUGUACACAAUGGGCCAACGUGGCCCAGUCUGGGGGACGCAUUUAUGCGUUAGAGGGAGCAAGUCAUAUUGCUAUCUCAUUCUACCGCAUGGGUGCGUCCAUUGGACUAGCCGGGGCUGGCCCAUUGUGUACAGGGGCCUUUAUUACAUUCAGGAUGUUUCAAACUAAUGUGGAAUCAGAAACUUUUAUAAUAAAGAGCUAAUCAAAUCAUAUUCAGAACUAGAAAAGUAUAAUAAGUAAACGUAAAUUUAAUUCAGAAUCCGUUAAUGUACAAUUGUGCUUAUAUCAGUUUACUUUUUGAAUGCUGGAUAUGAGAUUUAGUUUUUUUAUUUAACCACUCGCUUGGCCGAUUUUAGAGAGAAUAUUAUUUGUUGAUUGCUCGUACGGCGCCCAUACUUAUUUAAGGUCACAAUUGGAUUAAAAUUGUACCAGCACAAUGUAGUCGACAGCAACGCAGCAGCAGUUAUCCUGCUGCAGUCGCAAUCCGAAUGUAAUAUUUACUGAUUAUGCAAAUGCAAUGCAAAUGUUACUCCAGUCCUCAAUUCUCAAUUGUAUUAUCUGUUCUCUACUCGCUACUCGUAUGUUAAAAACGGAAAUGAAAUGUUUUUUAUUGUGGUGUCUAUGAUAUGAUUUCUUAUUUGAAUUAAUGUCUAUAUUACCUAGGUGCAUGAAUUUUAUUGAUCUAAGUUAUUCAUAUAAUUAGUUAAGAGUUUAAGAGCACACUUUAUCGAAUAUGGCAAUGAUUCCACGUUAAAUGGUUAAAAGGUCUAAUCUAAGUAAAUACUAGCUCUCUUCGUAUAUGUUGUAGGAAACCAAGAAAUGUUUAAGAAAAAUAAAAUAUGUAUUCACGAUCAAUAUAUUUAGAUACUAAUUAAGUAAAUUAAUUAUAAUACGGUGUGUUUGACAAGAGCGUGACCGGCAUGUUUUUUAUUCAACAAUGAAUUGGCAAUACUCCUAAUCUUUCGCGUAAGAUAUAUCUUAAAAAAAUAUAUUACUUAAUUUAGCGCUAUAGCAGUUUUUCACGAUUACUGCCGGAUGGAUUGCGACAGUGUGAAGUGAAUUUCAAAUUGAUUUGAUUAAGUAAAUCUUGGUUGUGAGUUUGUUGUGUUUCGCUGAAAAAUACUUAAACCUGGGCUAAUGUAAUAAAUAAACUUCUCGAAGACAAUUACCUAGUAGCGCCAGUGGUAAAUGUUUGUUAUUGAUUUUGUAAAUCUUGUAGUAGGUACCUCUAAUAUCUCUAUACACAGACUUAUUUUUAUCGGGCACGCUCUUUUCGUGCGUGGUAUAUGUAUUAUAUUUGUUGUGAUAUAAACUUUAAAGAAAUAACAAGUCUCAAUUAUACUUAUAAAGAUAAAUAUUGUGAUAUUAUCAUUGCCAGUAAGUAUAUCCAUUUUAUCAAUAGUUUUUAUAAAAUUAAAACAAAGGAACUUAUUUUUGCGAUCUCACAUGUCGUGUUUAUUAAAUAAAUAAGAAAUAAUAAGAUUAACGCUCCGUAGCUAACGAAACUCAACUGUCACUGUCGCAUUAGUAGGGAAGAGUGAUAGAGAAAGAUGACUAUGAUACGCCACGGAGCGUUAACGAUUGGUACGUUGGCUACGCGCCCUGGGCUAUAACCGCGAAAAUCGAAGUUUGCAAAUUGCGGGCAGUUUUCUCUGUCACUCUAAUUACGCCUUCAUUGGAGUAAAAGAGAAAGAUCCCCGCAAUUUGCGAAUUUCUGUUUUCGCGGUAGCCCCUCUGAGGGCCAACCGCAAAUACCGAAAAAUUUGAAAUCAUUAUACAUAGUUUCGAUGUUGGCGGCAGGCCAUCUGAAUGGUAAGUUUGUAAUUCAAAACCGCAAACACUUCCGGACUCCAGUUUCGCCAGACUUCGAAACUGUUAGUUUCGCCAGACUUCGAAACUGUCAGUAUUUACCUGCCCUGACUAGUGGGAAAAGGGUACUACUUAAUACCUAUACACUAUACAGCAUAUCCUUCAUAUAAUUAUUUACGAUGAAAUAUUUAUGAAGAAAUACGUAGAUAUUGAAUAAAAAAUGUAUAUUUUACAAAAUUUUGGUAUUAUAUUAUUUAAUUUGCGUUUACUGAUACAUAUCUUAUACUAUUUUAUAAGCGUUUACGGAUAUUUUAUCUAAAACGCUGCAUUAGUAAGAUUGCAAUAUGGCAGUCAUCAUCCGAGUGUCACCUUUAAGCUGACCAAAAAGAUUUAAAGGCUGAUUUUAUUUACGCGCCAAUUAAAAAACCGCAGAUCAAAAAUAUACUUUCUCCAAUUAUUUAUUUUGAUGUAUCCCUUUGCCGGCACGUUUGAUAUAAUUUUUGCCACACUAGCUCGUAAUAGCACUCUUUAUUCUUAACAAAAAACUGAUGAGAAAGUUGCAUUAUAUCCACAAGAGAGGCAAAGUAAUGUAAAACAAAUUUUGAGUUAUUUUCUCAUGUUGGCUAGUGUAAUUUACUUUAAAGUGAUGAAUUAGAAUGAUACAUAUUUUA
Cydia fagiglandana is the source of this 3159-nucleotide messenger RNA. Its product is annotated as lipopolysaccharide-induced tumor necrosis factor-alpha factor homolog. The record is from RefSeq and is a predicted model, not a curated record. Lineage: Eukaryota; Metazoa; Arthropoda; Insecta; Lepidoptera; Tortricidae. The coding region runs from base 200 to 625 and encodes 141 amino acids. Gene Ontology annotation, molecular function: zinc ion binding. The transcript has 3 exons.